AUGAGCUCUACCGACAACACCGAGCCCAAGGUCGAGGAGACCAAGCCCGAGGAGGCUGCUCCCGCCGCCGCCGCCACCACUGAGGCCGCCACCACCGAGGAGGCCAAGGCCCCCGUCACCUCGUCCUCCGUCUUCUCCAUGUUCGGCGGCGGCGCCAAGAAGGAGAAGAAGGAAGAGGAGGAGGACCGUGGCGACAACUCGGGAAGCGCCAAGGCCCAGCGCGAUGCCGCUGCCGCCAACGAGGCGUGUAUUCUGACGUUUUGCGCCCGCCCACAGGAGGAGGCCCCCGAGUCCGAGGACGUCCACUUCGAGCCCGUCGUCAAGUUGACCGAGAAGGUCGAGACCAAGACCAACGAGGAGUCCGAGGAGCAGAUGUUCAAGAUGCGCGCCAAGCUCUUCAAGUUCGUCAAGGACACCAGCGAGUGGAAGGAGCGCGGCACCGGCGACGUGCGCCUGCUGAAGCACAAGGAGAACGGCAAGACCCGUCUGGUCAUGCGCCGUGACAAGACCCUCAAGGUCUGCGCCAACCACUACAUCGUCCCCGACAUGAAGCUGUCUCCCAACGUUGGCAGCGACCGGUCCUGGGUGUGGAACGCCGCCGCCGACGUGAGCGAGGGUGAGGCCGAGGCCGUCACCCUGGCCAUCCGUUUCGCCAACUCGGAAAACGCCAACCUGUUCAAGGACGCCUUCCUGCAGGCACAGAAGGACAACGAGGCCCUCUUCACUGCUGCUGAGAGCGAGACCGCCGAGCCCGCCACGGAGUCAUAA
This is a messenger RNA of Neoarthrinium moseri, 768 nucleotides long. RefSeq lists its product as uncharacterized. NCBI's taxonomy places the organism in Eukaryota, Fungi, Ascomycota, Sordariomycetes, Amphisphaeriales, Apiosporaceae. Gene Ontology annotation, cellular component: nuclear pore; cytoplasm. The record is from RefSeq and is a predicted model, not a curated record. Bases 1 to 768 code for a protein of 255 amino acids. The transcript has 3 exons. Gene Ontology annotation, biological process: nucleocytoplasmic transport. Gene Ontology annotation, molecular function: GTPase activator activity.